CUCUUGUCUCACCUCAAGUCGCUAUCGGUGUUGUUGUUGAAGCUAUGAUGGCGGCAGCGGGUUGCGGAUCGGCAACCGCGGCUGCCAUAGGAGCCCAGGGUGGUACUGCUGCACCCCGAGGUCGUUUCCCUGGUCGGCCUUGGUCGUCUCGCAGCCGCUUGCGUUCUGAGAAGCGAUGGCAGCUAGGCCGAUCAGGGACAGAAGCUGACGAUGCUACUAAUGGAGGCCCAAGGCCCUCAAGCCUGGCUCUAUCAUUAAACGAGGACCAGUCUCACUUGCGCUUGCUUGGGAUAGAGGCAAAUCACAAGAGCCUAGGGGAGGCUGGGUACAGCUCAAGUGGGAGCGAAGAGGUGAGAGCCCAAAUCGCUGCUGGAGGAGAUGAUUUCAGAGGAUUUGAAUCUGAUAGUAAAGGCUAUAAAGGUCCUUUACGGUCCAGACAUAAUCCCUCCAAAAGUGAUGCUGUAAAAACCAAAUCAAAAAGGAUACGAGACAAGCCGCCUCUUAUAGUCUCCCCAGAGGACCCUGAGGAGACUUCAACUUCUAAAGAAGAUUCACGGUCUUCACAGGAAUUACACAGUACAAUUUCUCCAGAUUCAGGGAUAUCUAAGGAAGCCAGGAAGGGUUCAAAAAACAAGCAAUCAAACCCAGCAAAAGAGAGACGUCCUGCAAAAAACGGGUCUCCAUCAACUCCAAGGAUUACCAUCAAGUUGGUGGCCAAGAAGACUGUCAGAAAAGAAAAGGGGGAACGUCAAAAAUCUUUGGAGAAACUCAAAAUAAAAGGAUUUCAGAUUCUGUCAAAAGACAAAAAGGUUGAUGGUGAUCAGCUCUCUAGUGCCCAUGUCAAAUUAAAGGCAGAGACACAAGCUGAUGAGGCGCAGCAUUUGAAUGGCACUGAGGAUGAGGGAGGCGGAGGAGCCAUACCAGCAAGGAGGCGUGGUAGAUCUGCCUCCAAGAUCACUGAACCUAGUGUUCAAAGUGGGGCCAAAGUUGAUGUUGAUGACCAAAAAUCUGUGUGUGGUAGAAAGUCAACACGGAACCAGGAAAUUGCCCUCGAAAGUGGAAACACAGAGCCAAAAACGGAUGUUAAGAAAUUCAAACGGAAAGAUAGGAAAACGGAAAUUCAAACGACUGAGGAAAGCACGGAAGUCAAUAAACUGGUUAUCCGAAGAAGUAGAACUAAGUCACGGUCCAAAACAGAUGGAACACUUGUGACAGAAUCAGAAAACCAGAGUAAUGACAAAGUAUGCCUUGCUGAGUCAUUGUUGGAGGUAUCAAGAAUAGAAGAGGCCCAAUCAACAUCCAGAAAGAGUAGGCAUAAACAAAGCAAAAAGGUCCACCAAGAAAAGAUGGUCAAUGAAAUACAUAUUCCAUUACCCACUGAACCUGAGAAACCAGUUGUUGAAUUCAGUGACGGUCUGGCUUUUGAAAAUGACGAUGACAUCAUCGGGAUUCCAAGUUUUAAGCUGAUUAAAGUCAGGAACCCCAAAUUGGAAGGUUCCUCUUGGCCAGACAGUAAAGGCUCCUCUCGUAAGAAAAAACGUAGCAAGUUUGUGUGGACUCUUACAUUGGUUAAGGGGAAAAGUGAUGAUACUCUAGUAAAGGGCUCUGUAAAUACUGUCAAACCAACAGAGCGGCAGGAAAACACCACUGAAGUGGAUAAAGCCUCUCUUUCUGAAUCCAGUGAGAUCAAGAGUGUAGAUAACACUGAAGAGAAAGUGGUCACUGGGGAUACCACUGCCGGGGAUGCUGAGCUCAAACAUCUUGACGAACUGUCUUCUAUCAAGAAGGCUGCAGAGAUUUUGCCUGUUGAGGAAAAGUCCAUACAUCAUGUUGAAGAGGUAACACCACAGCAUCCUGAGGCAACUACCCAUAUUGACAAUGGGGAUACUGUGGCAAAGGUUGUUCCACCCCUUCAGAUUAAAAAAGUAUCCUCACCGGGUAAACCUAAACGCUCAAAACCGUCAUUCUUAAUCAGACAAGCAAGUCUGUCACCUAAAGUAAAGGAGGUAGAGGUAAUCAUGAAUGAUUCGGGUGAAGGUUUGGAGGGAACAAAAUUAUCAGAUGCAAAAGCUGUUCCAAUUCCCAAAGCAAGGAGAAGACCUGCAAAGAUUUCAACCCCACGGAAGAAGCGUGGAAGCCAUAAACCCUGGACAAGCCACAAACGCAAGCUUAAAUUAAGUCCAAAUCCAAAAGAUCUAUCAGAGGAAGCCCCCGGUGAAGCAGAACCACAUCUUGAAGAGGUUUUGAAAACUGAGGUUUUGAAGGGUGAGGUUUCCACAUUGUCCGUUGUCUCGAAACCUAGAAGAACUUCAAACCUUUCAAGUAAAAAGAGGUCAGGGAAAACACUGGUUUUAUCUGAACCUGCAGAAACUCCAAACAUAGAGAUGGCUCCAUCUGAACCGCAGACACUGGUUUCCACAUUGUCUGUUGUUUCUAAAUCUAGAAGGAGAAGAAAUUCCAGCCUUUCAAUUAGAAAGAAGUCAAGAAAGACCCCAACAUUUUCUGAACCUGCUGAAAUUCCUAACACAGAAUUAGCCCCUUUGGAGCCUGUGGCUGACACUCAAUUAGAGGUUAAAGUGGAGCCAGAAACCCAGCCAAUAGACAGUGGAGAAACGCCGGUGUUGGAGCUCCCAGUAAAUACGCAGCCAGAAGCUUGCCCUCUUAGAAGUUUGGUUAAAAAUGUUAAAAAGAAGCGAAGGACCUUGAUUGGACAGAGGCAGAAACAAAGACAGAGGCACAGAGAAAGAAAGAGUGAUGAGAGUAAAUCUCCUGAAGGUACAUUAACUGAAGUGGUAGAAAAGGUAGACCUUAAGGAAGUCCCCUUCACAGAGGCUGGUUCCAAGCCUGCAAGCUCUAAACUCAUUGGCAUCCUCAAGACGAAGUACCGAAGGAAAAAAGUCCCCAAUUCAAGCCUUCACUUCCUUGGGUCCAAAAGACCUAGACCCAGGCCUAAAACUCUGUCUAAACAGGUAGAAAUAGAUGUCACCAAACCAGUUUUGGAGGAGCAAGAAGAAAAGGGACCUAUGGAUGAAGAAAUACAUUCUGAUGCCUUUGAAGACCAGCCUGGUAAAUCAAAGUACCUGAAAAACAUAAAGCACUUCAUCAUGCCUGUUGUCAGUGCCCGUUCCUCACGGGUAAUUAAGACUCCACAGAGGUUUAUGGAUGAUGCUGGCAUGUCUGUUUUGCCUCGUAGAAACUCUUUGAAGAAAGGCCAGCUAUUUGGUUUGAACCCACGCACUGGAAAGAAACGAGAAGAUGGCACAGGUAGAGAGCUCACUCCUGAUCUGCCUAUCAAUGAUGACGAUUUUCUAAGUGAGGCACAAUUAGAUGUCGAUUUGUUCUCAACUCAGGAACUCGAACAGGAAACCACUGUGGUGACAGACACCCUAUCCUCAGAAAAGCAAUCUGGGAAGAGGAAGUCCCUUCUGAGAAAUCCCAGUUUCAAGUGGCAUGUGCCAGGAGAGUCUGGUGAGGAGGUAUAUACACUGGACAAAACCCUACAGAGCGAGUAUGAGACUUUACUUUUAUCCAAAGAAUUCCAAAUGGCUUCUGAUCCAUCAACUGAUCCCCGCAAGGUUCAGAAAAAGAAGAAGCCCUACAAGUUCAACAAGCAAACAUCUCACCUCAAAAUGUACAAGAGACUGAAGAAGCUCCAACCAGGACUUCCCAGAAAGAAAAGGAAAAAUCUAAUGUUGGAUGGUGUUUGUAAUAGUCUUCAAUCAUCUGUUGAUGUGCUAGCGGAAGGUCUGGAUGAUGAAGUGAAGAGCAUUUGUUUGAAGAAACGUCCCAUAAUUACAGCUCCAAGCAAACUCAAAUCCAAGCAAGGCAAAUCGAAGCUUAAGAUUGAGGACCUUGAUAGCCCAGGGGUUGUACGAAAAGUCUCUGUGUGUGUUCGUACAAUGAACUCAAAGUUCUUAACGUUACAAUAUGGCGAACAAGAGGCGCUGACAGAGGAAGACAAAAUAAAUGCAGCAUCACUUCUUGCAGAAGCAGAAAAGCUUGAGCCACAGGAACUGGACCUGGACACAAUUGCUGAGGCUGACCGUGUUGUUGCUGAGGAGAAAGGAGCCUCCCAGAGAGUUCGUCUAACAGGGGCCAAUAAGAGAAUGUUCAAUCUUCUCAGGAAAGCCAAGGUCCAGCUCAUCAAGAUUGACCAGCAGAAACAACUCAAGUCCUCAGGGCUUCUCUCAGGGGGUGCUGGCUCCAGAGAGGCAGCAGGAAAAAGACGAAGGAGGAAACCGAAAGAGCAGCUUGAGCCUGCUGCCUUAAACGUGAUCAACCCUCCCCAUUCUCAGGAGUUCCGCAGAGCCGGGGGUCCACGGAUCAAACAUGUGUGCCGAGCAGCAGCUGUGGUACUAGGCCAGCCUCGUGCCUUGGUGCCUGAAGACAUGAUCCCUAGACUCAGUGCUCUACCACUCCAUGAAAGAACUGGUAUUUCCCCCUCUGGCACGAAUCAAGGUGGUCGUUUCCCUUCCGGGCCAGACAGCCCAGGACUACCGGACCAGAAGGUCACCAAGGUCAGAAAGUCGGGAGCUGGUUUUGCCAAACAAAAGAGCCUUGGGCCAUUUGGCCUCCGCUCUCGUAGGUGUGGGAUCUGCAAGGGCUGCAAUCACGAGGUAGACUGUGGCGAGUGUAUGAACUGCCUGGACAAACCUAAGUUUGGAGGGCCCAAUACGAAGCGACAGUGCUGCAUAUUUAAAAGAUGCGAUCAGAUUGAAGAGAGAAAGGCCCGUCGUCUGAGUGGCAAGUUCUCCAAAGGUCCCGGGAAGCGCAGGCGGCACUCUGUUAGCGGGGGCCAGUCUAGCAACGAGGACGUUGACGGGAUGGAGGCGGGGGACAGCCAGAGCCCGUCUGUGAGGAAGCAGCCACGGCGCCUCGUGAAACCACGCUCCUACUUUGAUCUGUUGGACUACGACUCUGACCUGGAGAUCACCGUGGGCUCCAACUUCUCCUCACCCGGCAGGAGGCGAGGCCCUGGUCCACGCAGCCAAGACUUCGUGUCGUUGGAUGGAUUCCUGGGAGACCUAUCUGACGACGGCACCAGACAGCGCAGGCUGCAUCACCGAGUCCCUCCUGCUCGCCGUAAAACUGACAAGGUUGUCAUGGCAGACAAGGCUGGUGUUUUGCAUUGGCCUCAGCAGUCCCACCCUUCACAGGCCCAGCGGAGGCCGACAGGCCUGUGGGGUGGUGGUGUUGACAGCUGGCUGGACGACGACGACCAGGGAGAGGGAGAGUCCCAGGGGCUUUUGGCAGAGCAGCUUCUGCUGCUGCAGAUGAUGCAGUUCCCCUCGCAGCCCCAGUCUGACCAGGAGCUAUCCUCCUCCUACCCUGAGGACCAGGGUUCCCCCCACCCUUGGGGCCAGCUAACCUGCACUGGGGCCCUCAUGGGGUGGCUGAGGAAUCCUCUGGAGCAGACGCCACCCAGCGUCCUGGCCGCACUGGCCAACGGAUUUGACCAAAGAGAGAGGGAGCCCUCCGAGCCUACUCACAAGAUCAGGGUGGACUUUAAGGAGGACUGUAACAUCCAGAAUGUCUGGUCGAUGGGAGGCCUGAGUAUCCUGACCUCCGUACCCCUCAUGCCCCCCUGUGUUUGCUUGCUCUGUGCCAGUAAAGGACAACAUGAGCAAAUGCUGUACUGCCAAGUGUGCUGUGAGCCCUUCCACCGGUUCUGUCUUGAUCCAACGGAGCGGCCCUCUGAGGAGCACAAGGAAAACUGGUGCUGUCGCCGUUGCAAGUGCUGCCACGUGUGUGGCAGGAAAAACAAGCACUCCAAGCCUUUGCUGGAGUGUGACCGAUGUCAGAACUGUUAUCACCCAUCGUGUCUGGGGCCUAACUACCCCAAGCCCAACAAGAGGAAGAAGGCCUGGGUGUGUAUGACGUGCAUCAGGUGUAAGAGCUGUGGUGUGACCCCAGGGAAAAGCUGGGACACCGAGUGGAACCACGAGAAAGGACUCUGUCCAGACUGCACUAAGCUCCAUGAUCAAGGCAACUACUGUCCAAUCUGCUUCAAGUGCUAUGAGGACAAUGACUACGACAGCCAGAUGAUGCAGUGUGCCACCUGUAACCACUGGGUCCACGCCAAGUGUGAGGAUCUAACAGAUGACCUGUAUGAGAUCCUGUCCAGCCUCCCGGAGAGUGUUGUGUAUUCCUGCCGGCCCUGCAGCCAGUCACAGCCCAGUUCCUGGAGGGAGCUGCUUCACAUGGAGCUGCGGGCUGGGGUGGAGAAGGUGCUGGCCUGCCUGCUCACCUCCACACUCACCCAGCACCUCGUUGCCUGCCCUCAGUGUGUGACCCAAGUGGACCCUGACAGUGGAGUGGAGGGCCGGCCAGCCUGUGACCUACGUGCUGUGGGCAAAAAGUUUGACAAAGGCCUCUACACCACCUUGAAAUCGUUCCAUGAAGAUGUGGUACAAGUGGUGCGGAGGCGUCUGGAGCAGGAGGAGUCCGGAGCUGAGCAUGAGAGGCCUACCGCCCUGGCCCGCUCCUACUACUUAAAGCUUCUGGAGGAAGUUUUCAAUUGGUUCAACAGCCAGGAUCCCAAAGUUUGGGAUCCCCGGUACAAAGACCUGCCCAUUGGGAUGCUUUCCCAUGCGAUUCAGCCUCCUAACACUGAACAUGUGUAUGCCCAAUGGCGUGAGCGGGAAGAAGUGCGUUCCAGGGCCCCCUUAGGGACCCUGCAGACAGGCAAUGUGCCUCGCCUGGAGGUGAAGCAGGAAGAGGUGCCUCAUCCCACCACCCCACUGACCACCGAGCUGAGCCGGGGCCUUCAUUUCAGGAAAAACAGGGCGCUCAGGCUUAAUAAACUCAAAGGGAGAAAGGGCAGGGCAGGAAGGCCAUCCAAGUCUGAAGGGUGGCAGUCCAAGGCUGAUGUGGACACAGGGUGGUCCAAGGAUGAUGGAAGGCAGUGCUCACUGUGCCAAAAGUAUGGUGACGCAAAGUCCAAUGAGGCGGGCAGGCUUCUGUACCUCGGCCAAAAUGAGUGGGCUCACGUCAACUGCUCCAUGUGGUCUGCGGAGGUGUUCGAGGAGGAAAAUGGCUCUCUAAUGCAUGUACAUAGUGCUGUCGCUAGGGGGCGCUUCAUGCGCUGUGAGCGAUGUAACCAUACAGGUGCCACAGUGGGCUGCUGUCUGACGUCCUGUCAGAGCAACUAUCAUUUCAUGUGUGCACGCUCCCGCAAUUGUGUGUUCCAGGAUGACAAGAAGGUCUACUGCUACAAACACAGAGAUCUCAUUAGUGGCAAGAUAAUCACUGGCCAAGGGUUUGAGGUGAAUCGGAGGGUGUAUGUGGACUUUGAAGGGAUCAGUCUUCGCAGGAAAUUCUUGACUGGACUUGAGCCGGAAAACAUAAAUUUGAUGAUUGGUUCUUUGCUGAUUGAAAAGCUAGGUAUCCUGACUGAAUUGUCUGCUAAGAGAGGAAAACUCUUCCCUGUGGGUUACCAGUGUUCUCGCUGGUACUGGAGUACGGUGAACCCACUACGGCGAUGCAAAUACACAUGUACAAUCCGAGAAGUACGGCCACCAGUCCCAGAGAAACCUGUUGAAGAGAUGCCUGACCAGGGACAGAAUAGCACAAUAGCUCACAGCCCCUGUCCCCAGUCAGAAUCUGAAGCCCAAGAGGUUGAUAUUGCCCAAUCUCGACCCACCACACCCAGCUUCCUUGCUCCACUCCCUAAACUAGAGCAAGGUGCAAGGCCCAAGAUCAGAAGACCAGCUGGAGGAAUGUUUCGGCCUCUGCCUUCCCCAGGAACUGCCAAGUCUAAACCCCACCACAUCCUGACUAUUAGUGACCUGGAGGAGACUCGCCGGCCCCGUCGCCACAGCCCCCACUCUCAAACCCGCAGGGACAUGUCCUCUUCACCCCUGGGAACGCCCACUGGAAUUGGACCAAUCACACUUCGUGCUGGGUGCUCCAUGCAUCCCAAGGCCUCAGUGCCCACCUCAUCGUUGUUCCCCCUUGGUGCUACUGACAACCUGCUGAACUCACCCUCUGUCCGCUCUGUCGGAGGUCGUAGUGCUUCCUCUGCCCGAUGUCCCGGGAACAUAAUGACCCACACUACCUCAGGACUCUUUCCUCAUGCCCCGUGGGAAGACAGUGUGGGCAGCUUUCCUUCUUCCGGUCUGUCCCUAUCACCUACCAUUCAGCACUCUCCUAGACCCCGGCUAUCUUUUGACCUCAACCAGUCUGACUCUGUUGAGGUACCCCACAAUUUCCUGGCAUCACCUGAGCCAGAGGAUAAUGCUGCGGCGAACGGCAACUCACCCCUUAGGGAUGCUGUGGGGCCACAGAAGAGUGAGUUUCCUUUUCCCCCAAUUCACGAGGACUCUGACAUGGCCAUGGGCUCAGACUUAAAGACAGAGCUUGAGAUUGAGGAGACCUUAGUAAAUGAGGGAGUGGCCAUGAACUGUGGCGCUCAGAUAGAUGUAGAGGGUGAAGAGAACCAAGAGGAGUUUUGGGGCAGGGAGUCGGAGGUUCGCAAAAGGAGGACGCGUUCAGCCAUGACCCGCUCUGCUGCAUCCGCCAGGCAAGACUGGGGGAACACUUCCUCAGAUGAGGACAUGGAGCACUAUUUUGACUUCUCACGUACUGUGGUCAGCCGCACAGUUGCACAGGCUCCUUCCUCUCCCUCCUCAAGGCCUAUUCCUCAGCUGGACGGUGUGGACGACGGGACAGAGAGCGAUGCCAGUGUGACUACCACAGAUGGUGCUCCGAAGCGGAAGAAUGCCAGACAGACACCGAACCCAGUACAAAUGCUUGAUAUUUUGCCUGAGAUUGAAAUGACUUCAAAUGGGCUGAGUGCAGUCUCCGAAAGCCUGGUCCCAGAAGCUUCACCCCUUAGCCACUCAUCAAAUUAUUCAGCUAGGGAUGUCUUCUCUAUUACCAAACCUCCCCCAAGCUACGUAUGCCAGAAUCCAACUGAGAUCUCACCAGAAGCUCAGAGACCAGCUCUAGUGGGCCCAUCCCCAACAUACAACCCUAUGGAUGGGAAUUCUGUUCCCCUGCAAUUAUACAACUUCCCGACUUCUUGCCUACAACAACAGAACUCAACACCCCAGUUUGAGACCCAGGAACCAAUACUUACUGCACCACUUCAAGGAACACUGCCCGACAUUACUGAUACUAAGGCGCCUGUUCCUGUCUACCCAGAGGAUUUAUUCCAAGGUUCUGGUUUAGACUUUCCCUCUGGGGCUCCACUUGUUCUUGAAAGAUGUGAUCCUCCCUCCCCGAGUGCCUGUUUCACUGAGCUGGUCCCUGUCCAGGAGGACACUCCCAUUGAGACCCAUCGGCGUCAAGCCCCAAAAGACCUUUUCUUGGAUUCUAAUAGUGGGCACUUUGUAUCACCCACUGACGGACCUGCCAUUUACAUGAACCACUUGACAGAAAGUUCUGGAGAUCCCUCACUGACAGACUCUGUGAGCAGUAAUCAGGACACUCUUUUAGAGCUUUUGCAACCAUCUUCGCUUAUCUCCUCUGACUUCCCUAACCCCUGUGUAGCUCCUACUGACCCUUUGCGCAUUAGUCACUCUGUCCAGUCUUCUUUGCCUGGCUUCAACCCUUCAGUGCCACCUCUCACUACCAUCUCCUUGCAGCCCCUGACAUCCCAAGGGUCAACAGUUUUGCCGCCAAUGGAGACCUUUUGUAGCAAACUAUCAGCUCCUAUUCCAGGCAGUGCCAUUCCCCCUUUGUCUUCAAAUUUAGCCUCUCAAAUUGACCCAAUUUUGUCUGCAACAUCAAGUGUUAGUCUCCCAUCUUAUGGAUCUGUCUCUCUGCCUAUUUUCUCCACACAAUCCCAGGCCAUGGUCUCAACAGCAAUUACCAUUGUAUCAUCCUGUCCCUCCAUAUCUUCUCUCUCUGAUGCUCUGUCCACCCAGUGUCAGCCCAUGCUGUCUUCGCUUCAGCCAUCCUCAACCCCUGUUAUGGUUAACGGUUACAGCUCCUCUGUGCAGAAGGAGGCUACCACAGGACACACCAUCUCCAUCAACUUCUCCACGCCAAGGCCACCACUUGAGCCUCAACAUCCACUGUUGCCUCAGGCUUUACCCGGCCAUGCCAUCCUUACUGUAAAGGAAGUAGGGGGUCCCAAUGUGGACCCUACACCUCACGUUCUGCUGGUCAACCGCCUGGGACAGAUCUUUGUGAAGAACCCAGAGAGCAACACUUUCCAGCUACCCAGUCAGAGCUGUCCCUCUUAUAACUGUGUCACACAGAUAGCCAGCCUCCUUCAGAGCAAUGCCUUGUCGGCCACCUUGGCAGCAGCUGGUACGAUGUCCACCACAGCUCCGGGGUCUGCCAUGCCAACUCAUGUCCCGAGGCUAAUCACACCUGUGGUUCAGAACCCAGCUACCAUCACUCAACUGCUCACUCACAACAACAAUGGUACAGUGGCACUAACUGCAGUCAAAAAACCAAGGAAAAACACAAGAGGAUCUGCCGAUGGAGCUAUACCAGAAAUGAAGAAAUCCAGAAAAAAGAAAGAACCCUCUACCACUCCUAGAAAAAAGAAAUCUAACAAGGCUACAGACAUGUUUGAGUUUGCUGGGCAGGAUGGGAAUUCUAACAUGACCAAGGCUGAGAGCGCCCAAGCCAUCAUCAACCAAGCCAUGGCCAGCAACUACACCCCAAACCGGACUGGUCCACGCAUUCUGAGCCCAUCCACAUUCCGGAACAACCCUUCACUGAAAUCUGUGGUCCUGCCCCCAGGAUUACUUUUUGAACCUGAGCCUGCAGCUGCUGUACUGCCUGGUUCAACACCUCGCCCUCCUCGUACCCAUGUCCGUAUGAAGAGGGUGUCAUCUUUCUCAGAUCGUGUUGGUGCAACAAAGAAGGCCAAGACAGACUUCCUAGAACCAGAGCUCCCUAGUGCUAUGGAGGACCUGCCAGUACCCAAAGCUAGCAGUGUGCCGGUCUCCAGCAGGGCUGGUGGUGUUCGCAUUAAAACCCCAACAGUCAAAGGUGUUCUAGACCUGGACAAGCUGAAGGAUGAGCAUUUAAGUGACUCUGAAAGCACCAGGCCAGGACCUUGGGACCGCCUCUCAAUACCUCGUGGGGGGGUGGACAUGGGGAAACAACAGAACUGGGACACUGUGGGCCGAAGUGCCCUGACUGACUGGAACAAAUACUCAGGUGCUGUUUCAUGCUCAGAUGAUGAGCUGCCCCCCUCAGAGGAUGAUGAGGAUGAGUGCCCUCCCCACCAAGACCAGCCCCACCUCCGCUUUGAGAUUAAAAGUGAUGAUGGCUUCAGUGUGGAGGCAGACAGCAUUGAGGUUGCAUGGAGGGUGGUGAUGGAUGGUGUCCAGGAAGCACGAGCAGGGGCAAGGCUGAAGCAGCUGGCCUUCUCUGGGAUGACCGGUGCCCGUAUGCUCGGUCUGCUCCACGAUGCAGUUGUUUUCCUUGUCGAGCAGCUCCAGGGGGCCCGACGCUGUAAUGGCCAUGCCUUCCGUUUCUUCAAACAGGUCAGCCAUGAGGACGACCUGCCGGUCAAUCCCUCUGGCUGUGCCCGCUCUGAGGUGUACCUCAGGAAGUCUACCUUUGAUAUGUUCAAUUUCCUGGCAUCCCAGCACCGGCAGCUCCCUGACAUCAACCCCUAUGACGAGGAGGAGGAUGAAGUCCCACUUAAAUCCACCAGGCGUGCCACCAGCUUGGAGCUCCCCAUGGCCAUGCGUUUCAGACAUCUGGAGAGGACAUCAAAAGAGGCUGUAGGCGUGUACAGGUCUGCUAUCCAUGGACGAGGACUAUUCUGCAAGAGGAACAUUGAUGCACAAGAGAUGGUCAUAGAGUAUGCUGGCAUCGUAAUUCGCUCAGUGCUAACUGACAAGCGGGAGAAGUACUAUGAUGGAAAGGGUAUCGGCUGCUACAUGUUCCGCAUCGAUGACUUUGACGUUGUGGAUGCCACCAUGCAUGGCAAUGCAGCGCGCUUCAUCAAUCACUCGUGUGAACCCAACUGCUACUCACGUGUCAUCAAUGUGGAGGGGCAGAAGCAUAUUGUCAUCUUCGCUCUGCGCAAAAUCUACCGGGGAGAGGAGCUCACCUAUGACUACAAGUUUCCGAUUGAAGACCCCGCGAGCAAACUGAACUGCAAUUGUGGGGCACGGAAAUGUAGACGCUUCCUCAACUAGGGUUCAGAACAAGGCUAAAUUGGGAGCCUCGGAAAUCCCCGGUCCCUCCAAUAAGAAAAGGCAUUAGGGAAGGGGAGGCGAGCAGAGGCAGGAAGUUUAAAGCCUUACAUUAAGGUUUACUGGGUUGAGUGGUGGUGUGCGGCUGGAGAUUAGGAAGUUGGGGAAUGGAUGAGUCACCAUGAAGAGCCUGGGAGAGGAACCAGGGCCAGGAGAGAGGGUAGCAAAGUUGUGGCUGAACUGUGCAAAACAGUUGAUCACUUCUGGAUGUAGACCAACAUGUCCUAAAGCCUGCUCUGUAAUAACCUUUAUUUGUACUUGUGCCAGAGAUGGGGUAAGCUCACCACCAGAGAUAGGAAGGAAGUAGCUACCGUUAUAGAGUGGUUUACCUUGAAGUUGUGAUACUGACUGCUACAGACAUCCUUUGUGGUUAUGGUAGUUCUAUGUUGCUCCAAGUUUUUACCUUUGCAUUUUGUAAAUCCUUUCAGUUAAAAAGGGCAGAAAAGUUAGCCUUGAGAGAUUCCUUAUCUUUUUUUUGGGAUAAUUAAAAAAAAAAUCACCCAUAAUCAUGUUGGCUCCAUCCUCAAGUAAAUUUCUUAGCCAUAUCGCCACCUUUAUUUGGUCCUUUAAUCAUAGUUUCAUUUAUUUUGCAGUACUCAUCAUGCGUCAUGUUGUACAUAUUUGCUUUUAGUUGGAAUAUUCUGAGAACCAUGGUGCUGUUAAGAUAUGUGUCACAGGCUCCCAGACCCUGCAAAUAAUCAAGUCAUUUUCAUCCGUCCCCUCUCACAGAUGAGGGGAAGGGGCCUCCAUUAUGUUUAAUUAAACGGUUAGUCUUUGCUGCAGCAAAAUCAUGUAUUUAUCUCUUACACCAAAUAAUUCAGUUUUUAUGUAGCAAGCACUACCCACGCCAAGAGUGAAAAGUUCAGCUGGAAACCUCAGUGCGUCUCAUGGCCAACACUGAUUAACCUAACUUUUGCAAUAAUGUUACAUCUUUGAUGUGCUACAGUUGUACAUUUUUAGUGAACUAAGUCCAGACUCUGCAUAUUUCUCUGCAUUUCAGUGGUGUUAACAAAGUACUGACGUUCUUCAGACAUUUUGGGCAAUGCACAAAGGAUGUAACACUAUCUGAGAUGCAUUGUAAACUACACCCGACCAGGCUAACAGUGCCCCUUGUACACUGGAGAUCUCAAGCAUAGCGUUAGGCCAGUACUGUACUGUAUGUUGCUCAGUAGGAUGGCUGAAAGAGUGAUUCCUGUCUUAGUGUAAAAAACGCGUAUGGAAAGAAUGCACUCAGCACCUUGGCGUUUGCUGUUGUACAAUUUUAGACAAUGCUGUCAGCUCAGUCAGACAUAUAGUAAAGCUACACACUGUUGUUCACCUAUUUACAAUAAGAGAUUGCUUGAGCUCUAGAGUAGUUGUAUUUAUUCAUGUUUCUGUUCAGAUUUUGGACUAGACUUUGUAUUAUUGGUGGUGGUCUUGUGGGAAUUCUUCCUCCCAUUGUUUCUCUUUUUUGUUUACACUCGGUUUCCUCCUUCGCUCUUUUACUUGAACCUUGAUUUUUGAGGACAGUUGUGUGUUACAUUUCAGCCUUUAAAAAGGACAUUGUUCUGAAACAGGUCUUUUAAAAAUUGUUUUUGAUUGGGUUUUCUAUGUUUUGGUAAAAUGUUCAUUCAGUAUGGCUGGCCUUAGUUUCACCCACAGGAGAAUAGCAAGUCCACGUUGUUCUGUCCAUAUGCGUGCUGCAUAGACCCAUUCAAGCUAGAGUGUGGGAAGUAAAUGAACCCUUGCCUUUGGAAUGGAAUGCCUGGUCAGGAAGUGCUUAAACCCUGCCUCCUUGCUUGCACGAUCAGUCAGUGAGAAGGAGCCUGUAUUCCCAUUUAUUCAUCUAACUGAAAGGGGGAAGCAGAACGUUUCUCAAUGUCCUCUCAACUCCCCAACCUCUUGCAAGGAUUCUACCUCAGUUGUUCUGACAGACGUUAAGGAAUACUAAUGCAAAAAGAGGAUGAUAAUAUAAUAAGAGUAACUUGGUUUUAAGGUCCUGCAGAGCUGGCCUGUGUGUGUGAUGAAGGAUGCAAAGCACUAUUUGGAAACCUGAAGUUACCACAACGAUCUCUCCCAGAACUUGUUCAGAAAGCUGUAUGUUCUAUAUGGUGGGGUUAUUUUAAUGUAUAAAAAAGUGUAAUAGACAAGAAAAUGUGUGAAUUUGUCUUUGUUACCAUGUACAAAUAAACCCUGAGUUUGUAAAUAAUUGUAUACAUAUUUCUAAACCUGUUUAAUUUUUCUAUGCACUUUUUUAUUUAUAAUGUUAUUUGCUUAAUAAAGAUGUUAAAAAGUUUGAACAAA
Messenger RNA from Esox lucius (northern pike), 14453 nucleotides. RefSeq names its product lysine (K)-specific methyltransferase 2Bb (gene kmt2bb). Gene Ontology annotation, biological process: positive regulation of DNA-templated transcription. Gene Ontology annotation, molecular function: DNA binding; protein binding; zinc ion binding. Gene Ontology annotation, cellular component: nucleus; histone methyltransferase complex. Lineage: Eukaryota; Metazoa; Chordata; Actinopteri; Esociformes; Esocidae. The transcript has 35 exons. The record is from RefSeq and is a predicted model, not a curated record. Bases 45 to 12113 code for a protein of 4022 amino acids.